Lingula anatina is the source of this 3399-nucleotide messenger RNA. Its product is annotated as zinc metalloproteinase dpy-31. NCBI's taxonomy places the organism in Eukaryota, Metazoa, Brachiopoda, Lingulata, Lingulida, Lingulidae. The record is from RefSeq and is a predicted model, not a curated record. Gene Ontology annotation, molecular function: zinc ion binding; metalloendopeptidase activity. Gene Ontology annotation, biological process: proteolysis; molting cycle, collagen and cuticulin-based cuticle.
UGCACAGAAUAGUGAAUACACUGAGGUCGGUUAACACGUCAUAUGAUGAGCAAAGUCAGCAGUGCAGAACGCAUCUUUCUUUCCAUUUGAAAAGGCCUUGUACAUUAUACCAGAUCCUUUUCAUGGGACACAUGAUAUUCAGCUUUGUGGUUGACACGAAAAAUGGCGACGAGGAGAUAGAGAGGUCGCGAAAAGAGAUUUUUAGAACAGCUGUUUGACAAAUAGACUUCACUAAAGUGCACCCAUCUCAUAUCCGAGUUUGGAAGAAGCGUUACGUUGAGAAACAGAAGAUGUAGAUGCGUUUUUGAAGAGGUGACGGUAUAUCGUAUGUAGAAUUUAUAGGCAACAGGUGUGUCUUCAUUGCACAAGAUGACACCGGGGAUUCGAUUCUAGGAAUACGGCUUGUCAGUUAUCAGGAGUUUAAAUCACACAACGUACAGACAUCUAGUCAUAGGAACUACAAAGCACAGAUUUUAGAAAUGAAGCCCGGUGUGGUAAUUCUUAACGUAUGUGUUUUGGUGGCGCUGUGUGGGGAAAGCAUAUGUAUCCCUUCAUCACGAGUGGGCGACAAAGAGAAAAAAGUUGUAAACACACUGGAAAAAAUCCUCCUUCAUCUGAACUCGGGAACUAAUUCUGACGUUUCAACGGGUAAACGGUCCGAUGAAAACACAGCUAAGCUAAAGAAGGCGGAAAAAGAACUGAGUGAAUUAUUGGCAGACGACAAAGCUGUAGCAGACGACAAGUCCCAAAAGCUGAACACUGCAGACGAGAGUGAAAAGACGGACAAACUGUCACUUGAUUUUGACAAUAUUGCUCAGGAUAAGGACAUAACCUUUAAAGAUGUUCGUCUCAAUACGAAAGCUGAUAUUGAAAUGUCGGGAAAGGAAAAGGCGGCAUUUCUCAGUGACUUGGAGGAGUACCUGCACGGGCAGACGCUAGAGCAGCGUAUGAAGGUAUGGGAGGGGAUGGCCAACCUCCGGGAUAAGAUGCUGGAGAAAAAAGGCGGAGUAGUAAAGAAACAGCUUAGCACAUUCAACAUUGAGGAUAACGAUCUCUUCGAGGGCGACAUCGUGCUCGACACUAAAGAUAUCAAUGAUAUAGAAGACAAUCUAGAGCAAGAAAAGCUUGCAGAAGACCCCAAUGCUAUAUUGAAGACAAAAGUCAGAGCACUGGUGAAAAAACUUACGAGCGAUGACUUAAAUGACAAGGAAGAAAAGCUGCUGCAAAGCUUACGCGAAGCAGAAAAACACACCCACUCGGAAAAAUACAAAGACGCUGCAAGAAAACGGGACUUUCUGGAUGACGAUGUUACGGAAGAGGACGCUUUGGCGGACACUUUAGAAACCGUUUUAUUGUCAACUGCAAAAUUUAUGGACGCUAGAGAUGAGCGCGCAGCAGACGAUAUUGACAAAAAGAUGUACCCCGAGGAAAAAUGGGAUAUGCCAAUACGAUAUCGUUUUGACGGGACCCAUAACGAAAAAGAACAGCAUAUUAUCCACCUGGGCAUCCAACUUUGGGAAAACAACACGUGUGUACGGUUCAAGUUUGAAGAAGGCACUGAUCAUAUACCGGGGGACAAUAUAAGGUUUCACAAGGGAAAGGGGUGCUCAUCAUCGGUUGGUGAAAAAUCGGGAAGUAACCACAUUACACUGGGCGAAGGAUGCUUCUUGCCGGCGAGAGUUGCCCACGAGAUCGGCCACACCCUGGGGUUCUGGCACGAGCAGAGUCGCCCCGACAGGGACAAAUACGUUUCCGUCAACACGGACAUCCUGAAGGACGACAAGUACGAGAUCAACUUCCUAAAAAUGUCCUGGAAGAUGGAAGACCCGAAGGGUGUCGAGUACGACAUGUCGUCUGUCAUGCAUUACGGUGGAAAUUACUUUAUAAAGCCCGGUGCUCGAGGCUUUACCCUGGUAACCAAGAACCCGGAUAUGCAGAAAGUGAUUGGUCAGCGGUUUUACCUAUCCUUCCUGGAUGUAAAGGCAGUAAACUACCGAUACUGCUCAGACACGUGCAGUACUCCCAGUCUGAUAUGGGACAAGUGUGAGCACGAGGGCUACCGUGACCCAAAGAACUGUGACCAGUGCAGAUGUCCGCAGGGAUGGACUGGAAAGUACUGCCAGGACGUGGACAGCGGCUCAUGCUCUGACACUUCAUUGAUUGCUACAACAGAACCCAAGUUUCUGACGUCCCCUGGGUAUCACGACAGCGGCUAUUCUAAAGGGCAGUACUGUGCCUGGUUGAUUACGGCUCCAGAAGGCAUGCGCGUGACCGCCAAGUUUGUUGGAGAUUUCGCUGUCCGCUCUGACUCCAACCUGAGCUGCGAACACCCUUUCUGCCAGGACUGGGUGGAGGUGAGAUACCUGUCUCUGGCGCAGACAGGACCAAGGUUCUGCUGUAACGAGGCCCCCGAACACAGCUUCCGGUCAGCUGGCAACCAAAUGAUGGUGGUAUUCAAAUCAUUCCUGGGCGACAACAUCAAAGGUUUCAAAUUGGAAUACAAAGCAGAAAGAUGUGGUGGGUGUGGUGAGGAGAAAAAAGACCUGGAAAAAACGUGUAGCAAGAUCGUGAAACACGACUGCUCUGGAGUUUAUUAUGUGAAGUGUGGGCUGCUACACUGGGCUAGAUGUAGCCGAAAAAGGCUGGAUUACUGUUACAAGGAACAUGAAUUUUGUUGUGAAGGAUACAAGAAAGUUGGAUCACAUUGUAUCAGCGAUGAUGCCAGAUUAGAACUGAAUGAACUAAUGAAAAAAAUUGAUUAACCCAUUAACCACUUUAAGACUUAACCAGUAUCCUAUGUCCAGUAUCCGAAGGGUUUGGGUGUUGGUGAGCACGACUUAAGAGUCACAGUUAGUUAUUACAUUCAGAAUGCUUUUGAUGUUACAACGUAAUUCUGGGACCGAAGGGAAGGAUUCUACAAACAUACACGUCUUUGUCAAAUUGCGAAACCGUGCACCCCCACCAAGAAGGGGCGUCCGCACCCUAUUGAACCUAAUGGUAUUCGGACCUUAAAUUAAUUACUUCGAUUAAAACCUACUUAUAUAUUUGGCAUUGUCAAGGGAUGAAAACAAAGUAUCCAGAUGUCAAUUAAUUCGCGUUUAUAGUUUGGUAUAAAGGCUUUUUCGAAUAUGACAUAUUGAACGAACAAAAUAUAUUCAGAAAGGCACUGAUUGCAUUUAAAUAUGUAUUAGAUCUAGGAGAAAAGGCACAAGGUACAUAAUAUAAGAUUGAUAUAUUCGGUCACGCAAACGGACAAAAGGUGGCGGUUCAAUCGUUUUAUGAUUAUUCCCGAUACAGACUGGGCAUGUGCAAUAGUUUAACGUAAUUAUAAACUCAUGCAGACACCUAAUAUAGAGAGAAUGAAAUAGAAUAAACGUAAAUAAAACAACAUAAAACAAG